AUGACCAUUGUACCUUCCCCAUUGAUUUCUGUACAUCCACAGGACCUCAAGUUCCAAUUCGAGUUGGAGAAACCGAGCUAUUGUGAUAUUAGAGUUACGAAUGACUCAGAGCAUCACGUUGCUUUCAAGGUGAAAACUACCUCGCCAAAGAAGUAUUUCGUUCGACCAAAUACGGGUGUCUUGCACCCAUUGGAUUCUUGUGUCAUAAGAGUAACAUUGCAAGCUCAAAGAGAAUACCCUCCUAACAUGCAAUGCAAAGACAAAUUUCUCCUGCAAAGCACGGUUGUACGUCCGGGUACUAACACGGACGAGCUUCCACAAGACACUUUCAAUAAGGAAGGUGGUAACACAUUGGAAGAGUACAAGCUAAGAGUGGUCUACAUGAUUCCUCAUUCAGCCUAUGCCAAUAUUGGAGAUGGUUUUAGCCAAAAUCUUGAUAUGGUUAGAGAUUUUCUCUUCUACUUUUAUAUAUAA
Molecule: messenger RNA, 474 nt
Organism: Striga hermonthica
Lineage: Eukaryota; Viridiplantae; Streptophyta; Magnoliopsida; Lamiales; Orobanchaceae
Source: the annotation of a GenBank genome assembly